AUGGCGCCGCAAACACUCGACCAGAUUGUCAAAGGCGCGCCGGCGCCGAGCACGAGCUUGCACAGGGUGGCCGAGAGCGUCGAGCGAGACCCGCCGCCCUAUUCAGCGUCCAUCCUCGCCGACCCGCCCCACGAUGCCAACGGCCGCCUGCCCACCAUCAAGACGCCGCGGCCGCCCGUCCUCAGCGACCCGACGUCGCUCCUGCCCUCGUCGCCGCCCCAGAUCUACCUCAACCUGCUCAUCCUCGAGGCCAGCCUCCGCAGCCAGUACCUCACCCUCCGCGCCCGUCGGCGGCAGAACACCUUCGUCCUCACACUGCUCGCCGUAUGGAUCGGCUUCUGCUUCUACCUGCUGUGGCUGCGCCCGCGAGAGGAUGGCAAGGGCAUUGGCGGAUCGCAAUACUGGCUCGUUGACAUGCUGCAGAAGGUGGGCUUCAUCACAGGCGUCGUCACCGCUCUGCUCUUCUGGGCGACUGGUCAAUGGGAAAGAGGAGUACGAUGGCCACGACGCUGGAUUGGAGUCGCGAACCGAGGCCUGAGGGGUAUGAACGCUAAGAUUGUGGUCAUUAGAGGGCCAUGGUGGAGGGAGCUGGUGGAAUGGGGACACUUCAUCGUGCCAUUUUCCGGCGGGCUAUGGGGAGGCGAGCAGGGCGGCAGUUCAUACCACUUCAUCAACAUUGCGCAGGAAAACAAGCACGCCUUGGACGGCGGCCGACCCCGCCAUCGCAUAACGGAAGACGGCAAGGAAUACGCCGAAGAAGACAUUGCGCCUGGAGGCGACUACAUCAAGCUGCUCCUGCUCCCGAAGCCUUUCACGCCCGACUUCCGACAAGAGUGGGAGGUUUACAGGAACGAAUACUGGGCCACCGAAAACGAGCGACGAGCUGAGCUGCGGAAGCGCGUCCGGGCCAGACAACGCGAGAUUGCAAGAGAAGAAGGAGGCUGGCUUUGGUGGACCGGCUGGCGGGGAUGGAAGCGCGCUCGCGGUAUCAGUGGACGGAGUGCAGACGUAGAAAAGAGCGGACACCACCACGGUCACAGCCACAGUCUCUCUCACACUGGCUCGCGGAAACGGCGACUGAGCACCUUGCAAGCCGCCAGAGGAAGAGACGGAUCGCAUUCGAGAAGUUCGUCCCGUAGCACGACGCCCACACCAGACGUAGACAUGGACGGUCGCCUCCGCCCAAUGGAAAGCCAUGAGCGCCGGUGGAGCAACGCGUCGAAUAGCACAACUACAAGUCGCAAGUCUUCUCUCCGCUCCAGCACAACCAUUACACAGGGCAACGCGCAGUCGGCACGCCAGCCACCGCAAAGACCUGCCGUCAGCUCUCGACCCAGUACGCCUAAUGAAGGCAAUCUACCUUGGCAGAGUAAGAGGGCGAGUAUGCUUAGCAACGCCUCAAGCAUGAGUGAAAUGGAAGAAGACGGCGGGUAUGAGGCUGCCACGGAGGGAAGAGCAGACAUACGACCAACCCCGAAGAGAAGGACGAGUCGGGAAGGCGGUGGCAGUGGAAGGGCUGAAAGCGCCUAG
This is a messenger RNA of Alternaria incomplexa, 1530 nucleotides long. RefSeq lists its product as uncharacterized. NCBI's taxonomy places the organism in Eukaryota, Fungi, Ascomycota, Dothideomycetes, Pleosporales, Pleosporaceae. The transcript has a single exon. Gene Ontology annotation, molecular function: protein phosphatase regulator activity; phosphoprotein phosphatase activity. The coding region runs from base 1 to 1530 and encodes 509 amino acids. The record is from RefSeq and is a predicted model, not a curated record. Gene Ontology annotation, biological process: nuclear envelope organization. Gene Ontology annotation, cellular component: Nem1-Spo7 phosphatase complex.